This is a messenger RNA of Eucalyptus grandis, 1414 nucleotides long. RefSeq names its product naringenin,2-oxoglutarate 3-dioxygenase. Lineage: Eukaryota; Viridiplantae; Streptophyta; Magnoliopsida; Myrtales; Myrtaceae. The coding region runs from base 170 to 1261 and encodes 363 amino acids. The record is from RefSeq and is a predicted model, not a curated record. The transcript is spliced from 3 exons.
CAGCUGCCACCCCUCCUUCACGCACUUUGCCUCAUCCACCAUCAUAUAAACCCAUCCUUCAAUCCCCUAAUCACAGCACUCGAACGAUCAAGAGAAAUUCACAAGCUUCACAGCACGAGAGUUAAAGAGCGAGACACGGUUUGAUCCAGUGAAGGGCCGGCCCCCGGAGAUGGCGAAGACGCUCACCGCGCUGGCUGGGGAGAAGACCCUCCAGUCCAAGUUCGUCCGCGAUGAGGAUGAGCGCCCCACGGUGGCCUACAACCAGUUCAGCAACGUGAUCCCCGUGAUAUCCCUGGCGGGGAUCGAUGAGGUUGGCGGCCGGAGGGCCGAGAUCUGCAAGAAGAUCGUGGAGGCGUGCGAGGACUGGGGCGUCUUCCAGGUGGUUGACCACGGGGUUGACACGGGGCUCAUCACCGAUAUGACCCGGCUCGCGCGUGAGUUCUUCGCUCUGCCCUCGGAGGAGAAGCUCCGGUUCGACAUGACUGGCGGCAAGAAGGGGGGGUUCAUCGUCUCGAGCCAUCUCCAAGGCGAAGCAGUCCAGGACUGGCGCGAAAUAGUGACGUACUUCUCAUACCCGCUUCGAACCCGAGACUACUCCCGAUGGCCCGACAAGCCGGAGGCAUGGAAGUCGGUGACAGAGCAGUACAGCGAGAAGCUCAUGGCCCUCGCUUGCAAGCUCUUGGAGGUCCUCUCGGAGGCAAUGGGACUGGAGAAGGAGGCACUGACCAAGGCAUGUGUGGACAUGGACCAGAAGGUGGUGGUCAACUACUACCCCAAAUGCCCGCAGCCCGACCUCACGCUCGGGCUGAAGCGCCACACUGACCCGGGAACCAUCACCCUUCUGCUCCAGGACCAGGUGGGGGGCCUCCAGGCCACCAGAGAUGGCGGCAAGAGCUGGAUCACCGUCCAGCCUGUGGAAGGGGCUUUUGUGGUCAACCUAGGCGAUCAUGGUCAUUUCCUGAGCAACGGGAGGUUCAAGAACGCGGACCACCAGGCGGUGGUGAACUCCAACUACAGCCGCCUCUCCAUAGCGACGUUCCAGAACCCGGCGCCGGAGGCCACGGUGUACCCGCUGAAGGUGAGGGAGGGGGAGGAGUGCAUCAUGCCGGAGCCCAUCACCUUCGCGGAGAUGUACAGGCGGAAGAUGAGCAAGGACCUGGAGCUCGCCCGGCAGAAGAAGCUGGCCAAGGAGCAGGAGCAGCUCAAGGACGCGGAGAAGACCAAGCUGGAAGCCAAGCCAAUUGAGCAGAUCUUCGCUUGAUGAUGAGAGUUCCAAAGCCUUUCUUUACGUUCUUUCCCAUUGGCUCCCUCCCUCGCUGUUGUGGUCCCAUUACCACAGAGUCUCGUGAAUCACGGUUGUUCCAGUGGCCGUUCUAUGUAUGGCAUUGCAAUAACAUUGGUCUUGUUUCUCGGA